Molecule: messenger RNA, 333 nt
Organism: Cetraspora pellucida
Lineage: Eukaryota; Fungi; Glomeromycota; Glomeromycetes; Diversisporales; Gigasporaceae
Source: the annotation of a GenBank genome assembly
AUGGCAAAAUACCCAUCUUCAAAUUUUAAUAGCUAUUCAGAUGAGGAUCCUGAAGAAUUUAUUGAUUUUUUUUACUUAUAUCUUAUAGCUAUAGAAAUUAAUAUAUUAGCUAGACACACUUACAGAGUUCAAGCAUAUGGUCUUUUUGAAACAUUAGUACAACUUGGUGUAAAUUUAAGACAUGAUGCUGUGGGCCAGGCUGGAAAUAUUGUUAUUUCUGCUCAUAUAGUAUUUGAUGAAGAUUGGUCUUUUGCUAAUAGGCACUCAACAGAUCAAUUAUCUAAUAUGCCAAAUGCUAAUGCUAGACAAACUAUAGUAGCAGAUAGAAUCUGA